Molecule: messenger RNA, 2183 nt
Organism: Cuscuta europaea
Lineage: Eukaryota; Viridiplantae; Streptophyta; Magnoliopsida; Solanales; Convolvulaceae
Source: the annotation of a GenBank genome assembly
CAUGCAUCAUAUCCAGUGUAGUUAAUUCACCCCACCGUUUCUUCAUUCUCUCACUUCAUUCAAAAAUCAUAAUCAUCAUCAGUCUCUUCUCUUCUCUUGAGGUCUCGGUAGUAUAUAGUGCAUUCAAUAGGCAGCCCUUUUUACUCGAGCAGUCUUAAAAACCUCAUUGGUUCUCCUUUUUCAAUUCCACAUUCCUCCAGUCUCCUUUUGUCCGUUUGUGAAUGUUCAUUCACUGAGAAACAAGCUCUUUCGUUUCCUUUCCUUGUUUGCAUAAUUUGCAUUUGUAAUAUCAGAAGAUACUACUCUGAGGACUUCAUAACGACUAUCCCACCGGUACUUCCGUGUGAUUAAGAAGGCUAGCGUGAGCCAAAGAUUCCAGCUUUUCUUAAAUUUUCAGCCUGAAACUAAAAGUAGGUCAAUUAAGGAAGAGGAGGAAGAAAUGGAGCCAAGACAGAGUGAGGAGGCGAUAGUAGUGCCUUCGAUAAUCAGGGGAACUCUUCAUGAAGAGCUUGAGGAUCAAAGAGAUGAAGGGGAUUUUAUUAACCAAGAACCAAGGCUUAAUCUCAAAAGCUUUCUUUGGCAUGGAGGAUCUGUUUAUGAUGCUUGGUUCAGCUGUGCUUCAAAUCAGGUUGCCCAGGUUCUUUUAACUUUGCCGUAUUCAUUUUCCCAAAUGGGAAUGCUCUCAGGAGUGAUUCUGCAGAUCUUUUAUGGUGUUCUGGGAAGUUGGACUGCUUAUUUGAUCUCUGUACUCUAUGUGGAGUACAGAACCAGAAAAGAGAAGGAGAAUGUCAGCUUCAAGAACCAUGUUAUCCAGUGGUUUGAAGUGUUGGAUGGGUUGUUGGGGCCCAAAUGGAAAGCAGUGGGACUGGCAUUCAAUUGUACCUUCCUUCUAUUUGGUUCAGUCAUUCAGCUCAUAGCUUGUGCCAGCAAUAUAUACUACAUUAAUGACCGGCUGGACAAGAGAACGUGGACUUACAUCUUUGGAGCGUGCUGUGCAACCACUGUGUUUAUCCCAUCUUUUCACAACUAUAGGUUAUGGUCCUUUCUUGGAUUGGGCAUGACAACUUACACCGCAUGGUAUUUGACCAUUGGAGCCAUUCUUCAUGGCCAGGUUGAAGGUGUUACUCAUAGCGGCCCUAGAAAGUUGGUACUUUAUUUUACAGGCGCGACCAACAUACUCUACACUUUCGGUGGACAUGCAGUCACUGUGGAAAUCAUGCAUGCUAUGUGGAAACCUCAAAAGUUCAAGUACAUCUAUCUAUUUGCCACACUUUAUGUCUUCACCUUGACACUUCCAUCUGCCUCGGCCAUGUAUUGGGCAUUCGGGGAUCAGCUUCUCAACUAUGCCAAUGCUUUCGCUCUCCUACCUCGAAACGGUUUCCGUGAUGCCGCCGUGAUUCUUAUGCUAAUACAUCAGUUCAUAACAUUCGGAUUUGCCUGCACGCCACUAUACUUCGUUUGGGAGAAAGUAAUAGGGAUGCACGAUACAAAGAGCAUGUGCUUAAGGGCACUUGCCAGGUUACCGGUGGUGAUACCAAUAUGGUUCUUGGCCAUAAUAUUUCCAUUCUUCGGCCCUAUCAACUCUGCAGUAGGGGCACUUCUAGUUAGCUUCACUGUCUACAUCAUCCCAGCCCUUGCUCAUAUGGUCACUUACAGAAAGGCGUCGGCCCGGCAGAACGCGGCAGAGAAACCACCCUUCUUUCUCCCAAGCUGGACGGCGGUGUACGCGCUGAACACAUUCGUUGUUGUAUGGGUGUUUGUCGUCGGGUUCGGGUUCGGAGGAUGGGCAAGCAUGAGCAACUUCAUCAGGCAAGUUGACACCUUCGGCCUCUUCGCCAAGUGCUACCAGUGCAAGCAUAAUCCUCCAGUGACAAAACAUCAUACAUAGAAUACUUUUAUAAUAGAGAUUAUAACGUAAUUUCAUUGCAUGUCUUUCUUACUCUAUUGUUGUUGUAGGGGUUAUUUCCCAUCUUGUGUGCUGCCUUUUAGUUUACGUAUUUGUGUUUAGUGUGUACAAAAUUUUUAAGUAGAGUGAUUGGUUUGAAUUUAAUUUCUUGGGCUCAAAUAGCUGUUAACCCUGGAAUGAUCUGAACAAAUUGGCUAGUAUCAUGCUUAAUUAUGUGGCAUAAUUUCUUCAUUUUGGGCUCAUAUUAUCAUUCAACUUUCUUGAUUUCAUUCCCGAA